Molecule: messenger RNA, 2232 nt
Organism: Centrocercus urophasianus (Greater sage-grouse)
Lineage: Eukaryota; Metazoa; Chordata; Aves; Galliformes; Phasianidae
Gene: EFHD1
Product: EF-hand domain family member D1
Exons: 4
Coding region: 10-726 (238 amino acids)
Cellular component (GO): mitochondrial inner membrane
Molecular function (GO): calcium ion sensor activity
Source: RefSeq, a predicted model, not a curated record
GGCGGUGCGAUGGCCUCGGAGGAGCUGGCGCAGAAGUUGCAGCGGCGGCUGCUGCUGGAGGAGAGCGGGGUGGCGGCGGAGGGCGAUGAGCUGGAAGCGGAGGUCCCGGCCCCGUCCGAGGCGGGCGAGGAGGAGCGGAGCUGCCUGACGGCCAGCGCGGGCGCGGAGCUGAGCGCGAAGCUGGCCCGGCGGCACGACAUCAACGAGGGCGCGGCGCAGCCCCGCCGGGCCGCCGUCUUCAACCCCUACACCGAGUUCAAGGAGUUCAGCCGCCGGCAGAUCAAGGACAUGGAGCGCAUGUUCCGCCUGUAUGACUCAGGCCGGGAUGGAUACAUUGACCUGAUGGAGCUGAAACUGAUGAUGGAGAAGCUGGGAGCCCCACAGACCCACCUGGGCCUAAAGAACAUGAUCAAAGAGGUGGAUGAAGACUUUGAUGGGAAGCUCAGCUUCCGUGAGUUCCUGCUGAUUUUCCAUAAAGCUGCGGCUGGGGAACUUGAGGAGGACAGUGGACUGUUGACUCUUGCAAAGCUCUCUGAGAUAGAUGUGUCCAUUGAAGGAGUCAAAGGAGCCAAGAACUUCUUUGAAGCUAAGGUUCAAGCCCUUUCCUCAGCAAGUAAGUUUGAAGCAGAGAUAAGAGCUGAGCAAGAUGAGCGAAAGCGAGAAGAGGAGGAAAGGAAACACCGCCGAGCAGCUUUCAGGGAGUUAAAGUCUGCAUUUACCCAGUAAGCAGCCAGCCAACAUGUGCUCUGAUUGCACAGGACUUGGUACGUUUUCCACAUCAGGGUUCUACCUGGAGAGAACAGCCUGGAUCCUGCCAAGCAAAGCUGUAACAGAUUUUAGUCUUCCUCUCUUGAAGAUCCUUCCGAGUUGCUAAGGACACAACUCUUGCAGUUACUAUGCAUUCAUAAUGAUGUGAAUCAGAAGAGCUGUGUGCAUGCUGUUUGCUUUGAACUGUCAGGAGUACAUCACCCUGAAGUAGAAACAGCAGGUAGCAAAUCAUGGGUAAGCACUGACAAGUGUUUACCUACUUCAUUCUUUCCUCUUUCUGUACACUUUUCUCUUAACCUCCUUAUUCAUUCAUUCCUUGCUUACAUUCAAGUAGUGAGGGCUUGUGUAAAGCAGCGUACAAAGUACAGAUUCACUUCCUGUAUGUUUGUGCCGCUGUUGUCACACAUCCUUGACUUAACCAGUCAUCCUCAAAGCCCUGUGCUGCAGGCACUGAAAGCACUGUGAAGAGAGAAAGAGAACUACUAGGGACAGGGAUCAAAUCAAUUAUUUCCUGUAGCUUUUUUCUUCUGCCCAGCAUGUUGGAGAGUCUUCCAGUUUUUCUUCUCUGAAGUGCCAUACUAACCUUUCAAUAAGAUGCAGGAUUUCUGAGAACUUAGAAGGGAGGAAGCUGGCUCUCUAAAACAAGGAAUAGAAAACUGAGUUGCCUAAUCAUGUAUCUUUCACAUUCCAUCAUGUUUUGUGUACUAUAUGGCUUCACUGUGUUUUUCAGCCUUAGCUGUAUCUGUUUUUAAGGGAUAUUGCCAGAUGGAUGACAGAAUUGGAUGGCACGCAGGGUUUGUUUGUUUUCCAAUUUGGAUAUGUGCUCAUCCUGAAUCAUAAAGGUGGUGAUGGUGUUUGAUUUCAUUAGAGCCGUAACAGAUGAAACCAGCCCAGCAUCCUGAGCGAUCCCUGCUCAAGAGAGGUUACCACCUUCAGCUGAAUUGGAUUUAGAGGGCUUGCACUGUACGUAGCUAUUUGCUUUAACACACACGGGAAACUUGCCCACAAACUUUAAAUACCUGAUGCUUGUCUGGAUAUAUGCUGUAGGUUAUGACAGAGGGAAGCUGUGUUCCCCUGGAGAGACCUCUCAAAACAUGAAUUUGCUCAAAUUCUGGCUUUGCUGUUGCCCCAGUUGGUGCAUUUUUCUUUCUUUCUCUCCAGACCAAAAUGCAGCAGUCAUCUAUUUCAUUUGUCUGUUUUGCUUCUUAAACUAUGAGCACUAAACUGUGAGCGUGGAAUAACAAAUAGAAAAACCUCUACUCUUUAAUGUCAGGUGAAAGAAUUGCUAAACAAUUAAACUGUGUGUAUAUAUAUAUCUUCACAGAUUAUAUUUUAUAAAAUCACGCUUUUUUUAGCUAAAUAUUUAUAAUUAAAUGUUUUUAUACUUUACAACAAAGCAAAUAAUUUCGUCUUUGAUUAUUUUUCCUGUUGCUGAAAUGUACGAAUAAAGCAUCAUUAUCUCCA